AUGAUGUUCUUCAUCCUAGUCUUUUAUGCGAUAUUAUCAAUCACCGAAGGCUGUUCCAGUAGAUCUACGCCAAAACCAAGACCCACGGGUCCAACGCCUAGGCCAAAUAUCACAUUCCACACGUACGUAUGCCCUCCGAUGUACGCUUCGUGGUACUGCUUAAAUGGAGCUACUUGUUUCACAGUUAAAAUAGGAGAACAUUUUUUAUAUAAUUGUGAAUGCGCCGAAGGGUUCAUUGGACCUAGGUGCGAAUUCAAAGACUUAGAUAGUUCCUAUCUGUUAUCACGAAAGCAAGUAUUGCUCGAAACGGCGGGUAUAGCUUUUGGUGCAACUUUGGCUGUAUUAUUUGUGGUUGCUGUAUGCGUGUUAUUAUACUAUCGAUAUCAUCGUAAACAAAAACAAAGAUUACUUCUGGACACAAGCUGGGUAGACGGAUAUGUUAGAGAAAGACCAUUUUCAAGACGUUAA
Planococcus citri (citrus mealybug) is the source of this 468-nucleotide messenger RNA. RefSeq names its product protein spitz-like. The coding region runs from base 1 to 468 and encodes 155 amino acids. Gene Ontology annotation, biological process: epidermal growth factor receptor signaling pathway. NCBI's taxonomy places the organism in Eukaryota, Metazoa, Arthropoda, Insecta, Hemiptera, Pseudococcidae. Gene Ontology annotation, molecular function: receptor ligand activity; epidermal growth factor receptor binding. The transcript has a single exon. The record is from RefSeq and is a predicted model, not a curated record.